Hypanus sabinus (Atlantic stingray) is the source of this 2772-nucleotide messenger RNA. Its product is annotated as NACHT, LRR and PYD domains-containing protein 3-like. The record is from RefSeq and is a predicted model, not a curated record. NCBI's taxonomy places the organism in Eukaryota, Metazoa, Chordata, Chondrichthyes, Myliobatiformes, Dasyatidae. Gene Ontology annotation, cellular component: cytoplasm. The coding region runs from base 1 to 2772 and encodes 923 amino acids. Gene Ontology annotation, molecular function: protein binding. The transcript has 9 exons.
AUGUUGCCCGGGCCAGAAGGCUUCAGUGCUGGGGAGAUGAUGCCACUCAUCAUGCUUUACUCCCUGGAAUAUCUGAACUCCGCAAUCUCCGCCUUCCUGUCAAAUUGUGAGGAUCACCACCUGUUCCGGUUGACGAAAUUCUACAAGGAGCGACUGGAGCAGGCGAUUGAGGAGGGUGUGGAGGGAGUCGGCUUCAUGUUAAUGGGCGAGGAUCACUUCACCGGACCAGAGUAUCACAGCGUGACUGAGCUCGCGGAGAAGGGAAAACGAGCGGGCGCUUCCAAACUCCUCCUGGAUCUGGUGAUGGAGAAGGGCUCCGGGGCCCGGAAGGUGAUGUGGGAAUCCUUUGUGAAAUUACAUCACCAUUUACCGAAGCUGAGCAGAAUAUUGGAGGAAAUACGGGAGCGAGGUGACGGCCAGUUCCCCUACAUGGACACUGAGCGGUGUUUAUCUGAAGUGCCCAAGCAUCUGAAAGAUGUUCGAAGGAAACACAUGGAGACUCUGCGGACACAAACUGAAAAACUGAGAGUGAACACGAUCCUGAUGAGGGAGAAGGUGAAGGUUUUCCAGCUGGUUGAUCGAUACGCUGAGCUCACGGUCAUUUCUACUGUUCGAGAUCGGACACUGGUGGAACAUGAGCUGCUGGCAAGAGGCAGAGACCACGAGGAGUGGAGACAGAAACAUCUCCGCAGAGAGCUGGAGAAAAUUCCCAUUGCUCAUCUAUUUCAGAAUAGUUACUCACAUAGUUUUCGGGGCAAAAUAAAAGGAUUCUUCACAAGAUCAACUUCUGGGAGUUCAGCAGCAGUGGCUGGAGUCCCGGGGAUCGGGAAAACAACAAUGGUACAAAAGAUUGUUUAUGACUGGGCCACGGGGAAAAUAUACCAACAAUUCCACUUUGUCUUCUGUUUCAAAUUCCGAGAUUUAAACUACAUUAACUGCAGAAUAAACCUAAGGGAACUAAUUCUUGAUCAGUAUCCAUACUUUGGGAAUUUACUGAGAAAGGUCUGGAAGAACCCAGAGGGAUUGCUGUUUAUAUUCGAUGGUUUGGAUGAAUUCAAACACAGAAUCGAUUUUGCUGACAGUCGGAGAGAUACAGAACCCAAACACCAGUGCCCAGAUCCCGAGUGGUGGUGUGAAGUGUCUGACAUUGUGUACAGUUUAAUCCAGGGCAAGCUGCUCCCAGGGUGUUCAGUGCUGGUGACCUCCCGCCCCACUGCGUUACAUUUAUUGGAAAAGGCUGAAAUCAGUGUCUGGGCUGAAAUCCUGGGAUUUGUUGGUGAGGAACGGAAGGAAUAUUUCAUCAGGUAUUUUGAAGAUCAGACUGUGGCGGCAGCUGUUUACAAACACGUGGAGGAGAACGAGAUCCUUUACACCAUGAGCUACAACCCCUCCUUCUGCUGGAUCCUCGCUCUGGCACUGGGCCCCUUCUUCACACAAAGAGUCAGGGACCCUCAGCGAGUUCCCAAGACCAUCACCCAACUGUACUCCUACUAUAUUUACAACAUCCUGAAAAACCACGGCCGUGAGAUUGAGAAUCCCCGUGACGUGUUACUCAGGGUUGGUCAGAUGGCCUUCAGAGGAGUGUCCGAGAGGAAGAUUGUGUUUACAGAUGGAGAUUUGAUCAAGUACAAUCUGCAGCCUUCCCAGUUCCUGUCCGGGUUCCUGAUGGAGCUUUUGGAGAGAGAGGAUUCUGCCCGGAGCCUGGCGUACACAUUCCCACACCUCACCAUCCAAGAGUUUGUAGCUGCAGUCGCACAAUUCCUGAACCCACAUCCCGGGGAUUUUCUGAAAUCCCUCACUAAUUCUCAGAAAACGACAGAUGGGCGAUUUGAGGUAUUUCUCCGUUUUGUUGCUGGUCUCUCCUCCCCAAUGACAGCUCGGGGCCUGGAGGAGUUUCUGGGUCCAUUUCCUCUUCACACAACCUGCCAGGUGAUUGACUGGGUGAGUGAAGAGGUUAAACGCCAGAGUGGAAUCACACAGAGUGAAGCUGGUAAAAGGAGCCUCCUGAACACAUUGCACUACCUGUUUGAGUCUCAGAAUCGUGGACUGGCUCAGGACGCACUGGGAUCUGUGAAAUCACUUUCAUUCCAUGGAAUGACACUGACCCCAAUUGACUGUGCGGUCCUGUCUCAUGUCAUCGGAGUAUGUGAUACAAUAAAACACCUCAACCUGGAGAAAUGCCACAUUCAGUGUGAAGGAAUCCAGCGGCUGGGACCCGGGCUGCACAAGUGCCAGGAGUUGAGACUUGGGGGGAAUGAGCUGGGAGAUUCAGGAGUGAAACUGGUGUCUGCGGCUCUGAGGAACCCGGAGUGUAAAAUACAGAAACUGGAGUUGGGGAAUGUCGGUCUCACAGAUUGUGGUGCCGAAGAUCUCGUCUCCGCUCUCAGUACAAACCCAUCAUUAACUGGUCUGAACCUGAGUGGUAAUAAACUGGGAGAUUCAGUAGUGAAACUGGUGUUUGUGGCUCUGGAGAACCCGGAGUGUAAAAUACAGAAAUUGCGGCUGGGGGGUGUCUAUCUAUCAGAUUCUGGUGUCGAGGAUCUCGUCUCAGCUAUCAUUACAAACCGAUUGCUAACGCGGCUGAACCUGGAAUCAAACUGGCUCACAGACCGAUCUAUCCCCGCUCUUCGUCGCCUUAUACAAGCACUCCCGAAUCUGGAGCGGAUCGUGCUGGCGAAGAAUCGGUUCAGUCAAACCGGGGAGAAGGAACUGAGAUCUCUCCAGGAACCCAGACCUGGACUGAGAGUGAUAUUUGAACGUCGGAAUAUGUGA